Molecule: messenger RNA, 1722 nt
Organism: Oryza brachyantha (malo sina)
Lineage: Eukaryota; Viridiplantae; Streptophyta; Magnoliopsida; Poales; Poaceae
Exons: 1
Coding region: 66-1238 (390 amino acids)
Biological process (GO): regulation of DNA-templated transcription; chloroplast organization
Cellular component (GO): chloroplast
Molecular function (GO): double-stranded DNA binding
Source: RefSeq, a predicted model, not a curated record
AAUCUCAUUUUGACGGUGCUGCCCCUGUCAACGAAUCCCUCCACUCCGCGCCGCCGAGUUCGGCGAUGUUGGCCGCCGUCCGGCGCCGCGGCCUCCUCCUCCUCCCCCAGCAUCUCCGCUUCUUCUCCGCCGUCGCCGCUGCCAGCACCACAUCCGACCCAACGGUCGUAUCCUACCUGGUCUCCAGCUGCGGCUUCUCCCCUGCCGCCGCCGCCCGCGCCGCCGGCAACGCGCGCUGGGCGCCCCUCGACUCUCGAGCCUUCACCAGCAACGCCGACGCCGUCCUCGCGCUCCUCCGCCGCUACGGCUUCACCGACGCCGACAUCUCCGUGACCGUCCGAGUGUUAUGCAAGGUCCUCGCAUCCGAUCCCACCCGGACUCUCCAGCCCAAGCUGGACUUCCUUAGCUCCGUCGGCAUCACCGCGCCGCUCCUCCCCAAGGUCGUCUCCCUCUACCCCGCUAUCCUCCACCGCAGCAUCGAGAAUCACCUCGCCCCGCUCUUCGGUUCCCUCCGCGAGGUCCUUGGCUCCGAUUCGAACAUCGUCGCCGUGCUGCGCCGGAUGCCGUUCGCCAUCCGCUGCAACUACAAGGCCACCUUCCUCCGGACGCUCCCCGUGCUCCGUAACGUCCAUGGCCUUACACCCAGCGCAAUAUCCCAGCUCAUCGGCAUCCAGCCGGGUGUCAUCCUGCUGGAGCCGGACCGCGUCGAGGAGAUCGUGCAGACUGUCAAGGACGCCGGCAUCGGACUGGCCAACCCCAUGUUCGUCCACGUCUUCGCCGCCUUCGCCAAGCUGAAGGCCUCUAAUCUGGAGAAGAAGUUUGCGCUCUACCGGAGCCUUGGCUUCGACAAGGAUGACGUCGCCGUGAUGCUGCAGCGGUGCCCGGCCAUGAUAAGGGUCUCGGACGAGAAGCUGAAGAAAGUCGUCGGCUUCUUGAUUGGCAAGGCGGGGCUGAGCCGGGAGGACAUCAUCAAAUUCCCGAACAUGCUCGAGCGGAGCCUGGACUCCCAUUCCAGGAGGUGCGCGGUGCUCGCCGUGCUGAGGAGGGAAGGCAAGCCGGAGGAGCGGCGCCGGGUGCCCAAGUUGCUCGUUGCCAGCUUCGCACAGUUCACGAAGGUGUACGUGCGGCAGCACGAGGGAGAGGUCCCCGACGUCUCACGGGCUAUCAAUGGCGAGAUCCCUUUUGAAGGCUUCGAUGGGUUGGAGAAGAAACCACAGCGACAGCAGAUGAAUUUGUGAUGUGCCUUCUGUUCAUUUGAGGCCUUGCCAUCAGCCAUUGUUGUUCUCUCUUGUUUCUUCUUUGUAGGACAAUUGCCGCUGGCCAUUGAUGUCAUUGCAAGUACUACAAGAUUAGCAGUGCAACACUCAAACCCUACCGAAGUGUACAAGUAACUACUAACCUGGAACCAUUUUGCCGUUAGACAUUGGCAAUUCAUAUUUCAAUUAUGAGCAUUUGCAGAGUAGGUGUUCGGUCUAGUGCUCAUGGUUAUGUAUAUAUGUACUGUUUGAAACUGGUUUCCUCCUUGCAUGGUACCCCCAUACAUUUGAGUGCAUUGAGGGCAUAUUAUUGUAGGACCUAUUCGAUUCGAUUUGAAGGAAAAUCAAAGGAUCCAAUUCUUAAGGAUUGGAUUCCUUUGAAAGCCAUUCAGUUUGCAGGAACUAAGGAUAGGAAAACCAAAGAAAAAAUUUCAUUCCUACAAAUUCUAGAGCGAAAACAUAGGAA